AUGGCUAAUAGAAGAGUUCAUAGUGGUCCGAAAGAACGACUUCAGUCAGAUAUUACAAUUGAUACCUCGAAAAAUGAUAAUUUAGCUGUAACAAAUGAUUUGGAGCCUAGCUCUGACAAAACAGCCAGUUCAAAUAGUAAGGGAGUAAAAACUAAGACAUUAACAAAAUCAAAAGAAAAUUUAAAAACUACUAAAAAAAGAAUUACUAAGGAUAAAAAGUCUACCAUUCAAGAUGAAAAUAAAAAGACGAAAAAUUCUGCUACUGAAGACGAAGAUGCUGCUUACUGGGAACGUGUGAUUGUACCACUAUUAAAUCGUAUAGAUUUAACUAAAUUGGAAGGUCCUACCAGUACUAACCAACUCUAUCAAUCCACGUGCUAUCUAUGGGAUGCAUUGUUUAGAAAAAAUUUACUAGGACGAAGCAGCGGUGAAACUGGAUCAAGUAAAAGGAGAAGUAGUGUUUUACAUGCUGCUUACCGCCUAUUGGAUCAAGAUGAUCCAAAAUUACUAAUAAAACUUGCUCGUAUUAUCUUUUCUAUGAAAGUCAGUGGGAAAAAUUUAGGAAAUAUUUGCAAAUUGGUGUAUUUAGCUAGUCGUAAUGAAUCGAAUGAUAAAAUGAUUAUCGAUGAAAACAUUCCUGAUUAUUUAUUUGAAAUAUGGAAAGACGUGGACCCUACAAUUAAUUUAGAAGCUCUAACUUACAGUGCUGCGUCCAUUAAAUUUCUGUCUGGUAAUGCAAAUCUGCAGGAUUAUCUGUUCGACCGUAACUGUAUCGAGGCGGUGGCAUUAGCGAUGAACUCUCUCAAUUCUGAAUCUGACCUGAAAAGUAGCGAGAUUUCACAUGCCAUGAUUCAAUUGACUGGAAUUUUAGCAAAUCUAGCUGACAAUGGACAACAUCGAAAAAAGUUAAUGUCAAAAGAGAUUGUACUAUCUGUUUUACCUGUAGUUACUAAGUUUACCAGUGAUCAUGAUUUAAUGCUAAAUAUAGCACGAAUAUUUAGUAAAUUGACUCAACAUAGUGAAUUCUGCCACAUCUUGAUUGAUGAGGCUGAUCUUAUCGUACUUUUCUUGAAAGUAAUGGAAAAGCAAGUACAUAAAGCGGAUUUGGUUCUACGUUUGGGUUAUAUUCUUGGAAAUAUCUUUCUGGAAAGUGAAGAAAUUAGUAUAUUUGUAACUUCUAAUGGCAAUGGCAUCGAAUAUUUAUUAAAAGUACUUAGGACAUACCUUGAUUGGGAUAGGAAGCUCGCUUCUGAUGAAGACACCGAAGAAAAGCCAAAAUCUGUAGCCAAAAUUGAAGACGUAAUACUAAAGAUUAUCCGAGCUAUUGUAAAUUUGUCUAUAUAUCCGGACGUUGGCUCAAUCAUUGCCACCAGUUAUGAAUUCGUCGACUACCUACUACAACUAUUAGCUACAAAAGAUAUAUUAAAAUCGAGAGAAAUUGUGACUCAUGCAGCUGUCGCGAUAAGUAAUUUAUCCUUUUAUGAUGUCAAUGAAAGUGCCUUAUUUAAAAAAGAAAUUGAAUUAACAAAGUUUUUAGUACUUUUACUACUGGAUGAUAAUGCUUCCAUCAUGAUUGAUGUCGUACGUGUUUUUGGCAAUCUUACCAGAUCGAAAGCCGUUCGUGAUUUGUUAGUUAAGAAAAAAGUGGAUGAGAUGAUGAUUGCGCUUCUUGAUGCUGGCCAGCGAGAAACAGUAUUUUAUGCUUGCGGACUGUUGAUGAAUUUUAUGAAAGAUGCGGAUAACAGAGAGAAAUUAUUGAAAGAAGGAGGUGUUAAAAGACUGAUUGAUGCAUUACGAGAUUUUGGACGAGAUGAUUGGCAAUUGGCAGGUUUAAUUUGCAAGACUCUAUGGAAUUACAGCGUCGGUAUGGAAAAUUCAUAUUCAGCGUUUGGUGAAGAAGAUACUGACCGACUAAUAGAUUUCCUGGAAGAAUACUUGGAUGAGGAUAUCAUAUUCGACUAUGCAGAUAGUGAUGUUUCGCCAGAGACGCAAGAAAUGCUAAAGGAUAUUUGGAAUGAUGACUUUUGUCCCGUUGCAACUGAAUUUCUACAAAAAGUGAUAAAAUAUCGAAGUGAUCUGGAGCCUUUAGAUUAA
Messenger RNA from Trichoplax adhaerens, 2094 nucleotides. RefSeq lists its product as uncharacterized. The transcript is spliced from 14 exons. Bases 1 to 2094 code for a protein of 697 amino acids. Gene Ontology annotation, biological process: cilium organization. The record is from RefSeq and is a predicted model, not a curated record. Lineage: Eukaryota; Metazoa; Placozoa; Uniplacotomia; Trichoplacea; Trichoplacidae.